Messenger RNA from Polyodon spathula (Mississippi paddlefish), 3353 nucleotides. RefSeq names its product neuronal acetylcholine receptor subunit alpha-2-like. Gene Ontology annotation, molecular function: transmembrane signaling receptor activity; acetylcholine-gated monoatomic cation-selective channel activity. Lineage: Eukaryota; Metazoa; Chordata; Actinopteri; Acipenseriformes; Polyodontidae. The record is from RefSeq and is a predicted model, not a curated record. The coding region runs from base 10 to 1608 and encodes 532 amino acids. Gene Ontology annotation, cellular component: postsynaptic membrane; synapse; neuron projection. The transcript has 6 exons. Gene Ontology annotation, biological process: regulation of membrane potential; monoatomic ion transmembrane transport; chemical synaptic transmission.
GUGUUAAGAAUGGAAAACGUUUUACCAAGGCUGUUCUCUAAGAGGAACACGAUUUUCUGCUGUUUCAUUUUAUGUACGUCAAUUUCUUGCCAGGAGAGGACCCACUCCCAUGCUGAAGAAAAUCUCUUCAAGGAUCUCUUUGUCGGCUAUAACAGAUGGCCCAGGCCAGUCCGUAACAUUUCUGAUGUCGUAAUUGUCAAGUUCGGGCUCUCCAUUGCACAGCUUAUAGACGUGAAUGAGAAGAAUCAGAUGAUGACAACCAAUGUUUGGCUCAAACAGGAGUGGAACGACUACAAGCUGCGAUGGAAUCCUGCAGAUUAUGACAACGUCACAUCGAUUCGGGUCCCAUCUGAAAUGAUCUGGGUGCCAGACAUCGUACUGUAUAACAAUGCAGACGGGGAGUUUGCGGUGACUCACAUGACGAAGGCUCACCUGUUCUACACUGGCUUAGUGCAGUGGGUGCCGCCAGCCAUCUACAAGAGCUCGUGCAGCAUCGACGUGACAUUUUUCCCCUUCGACCAGCAGAACUGCAAGAUGAAGUUUGGUUCGUGGACCUAUGACAAGGCCAAGAUUGACCUGGAGCGCAUAGAGAUGAACGUGGACCUGAAGGACUACUGGGAGAGCGGAGAGUGGGCCAUCAUCAAUGCUGUGGGUACCUACAACACCAAGAAGUACGACUGCUGCCACGAGAUCUACCCAGACAUCACCUACUUCUUCAUAAUCCGCCGCCUCCCACUCUUUUACACCAUCAACCUCAUCAUCCCCUGCCUCCUCAUCUCCUGCCUGACUGUUCUGGUCUUCUACCUCCCCUCUGACUGCGGUGAGAAAAUCACCCUGUGCAUCUCUGUGCUGCUCUCCCUCACUGUCUUCCUCCUCCUCAUCACCGAGAUCAUCCCUUCCACCUCCCUGGUCAUCCCUCUGAUCGGGGAGUACCUGCUCUUCACCAUGAUCUUUGUCACCCUCUCCAUCGUCAUCACCGUGUUUGUGCUCAAUGUCCACCACCGCUCUCCCAGCACCCAUAAGAUGCCCAAAUGGGUGUGCACCGUCUUCCUGGACUUCAUCCCCCGCUGGCUCUUCAUGAAGCGCCCGGCCCCGGACAAGAAGGACCACCACUUCCUGCAGCAGCACCAGCACAGCCAGUCAGGUGAGUUCAAGCUCAGCACCUCCAAAUACUGGCUGGAGACUGACGUGGACUACAAGCAUGAAGACACCGAGCUGGGCUUGUCCUCCUUCUCCCCAGCUCCUACUGCCCCUGCCCGCCAGCCCGCAGGCGUCCUCUCUCCCCACCACCUCACCCUUCACCACCGACUGGACAGGACCACUCGCCACCUGGGGGGCAGAGUGAACCCCACCCAGCGCCCCGUCAAGAUAGACAACCUGGUGUCGGACUCGAGCUUCCCCUUGUCGCCCAGCAUCCUUCGAGCUCUGGAGGGUGUGCAUUAUAUCGCAGACCACCUGCGUGCAGAGGACGCCGACUUCUCGGUGAAGGAGGACUGGAAAUAUGUAGCCAUGGUGAUCGACCGUAUAUUCCUCUGGAUGUUUAUUAUCGUGUGUUUGCUGGGGACCAUCGGACUCUUCCUUCCUCCGUGGUUGGCUGGGAUGAUUUAGACUUUGUUAUUUUGUUUUUUAAAGACUUUACACAACCAAGGCUGGCAUGGCCAUUAUCCCCGGUGUGUGCUGCUUGGAAGCAUUUGAGGGCAAAUUGUGACAGGAUACAAACUGAAUGGGCAAGUGUCUGCAGUGAGGAGGAGAGCUGAUUCUUCACCUUGAAGAAAGGGGUCUGCUUUAGCACUGCUGACACAGACAAGGACGUGGGCUUCUGUUUGAACACACGUACAGCUGUUCCUCCUUAUUCUGUACAGUUUAAUUCCCUGGUAUUGCUGCCAUUGGUACUGUUCUGCUCUUAUGGCAAAUUGACUUUUUAAAUGAAACAAUGUACUGUACAAUAAAGAAGUACAUAAUAAUGGUGUACAGCUUACUAAUGAUGUUUGUAAAUAUAUAGAUUAAGAGUGUUCUUGUUUAGACUGUAAGAAAAUGAUUUAUCAUAGACACAACAUAUUAGGUUGCAACAGCUUUCCCAAGUAGCAAACAUAAAGCCACAACCCGAAGCCGAAAUGAUGACGCAAACAUGACAUUUCCCUGGAAAGCACACUAGCAGAUACUAAUGGUAAUCUCUCCGCUGGUUCACUAAACCCAUUACCAUUGUGUUAAGACUUUCAUUUACACACUGGACACCUGUGUAAGGAUUCAAUUUAUAACCUUUUAGCCAAAUCAGCAGGGCAUUGAAAAACCUUCCAUUACAGUAAGUCAACCGUCUAGCAGGUUUCUUUAGCAUGUGCAGAAUGUGGGCAGGAGGUAAUCAGUGUACCGCUAUUGCAGGGAAAGAUAAAACACCCAGCUGAGGUGCAGCUUUAUAAAGAGCCAGGCAGUCUGCACAGUGGCUUUCUUCUCUAGAAUGCAAAGCAUUUCAUUUGUGUGCUACAAAAACAUGAUAUGCAGAAAUCAGAACAUUCUAUUAGGAAAUAAUCUGGGUGCAUUAUGAAGCAAUGUGAUGCAUGUUAAGGAGCUGAAUCACGUGGCAUGUGACUACAGUAUAUAAGACCUAUUGUUGUCAGAUGUUAUUAAUUUGACUGUAAAAGCAAAUAUUUAUCCACUCUUUAAAGGGGCAUAAUAGCUGGUUAUAAAUCAGACUAUCUUCAGUCUGGUCUGCAACUGCAACCAAAAGUCAAGGACCACUUUAUGCCAACAUCCCAGGAGACAGCCACUGAUCAGAGUGACUGACUUGAGCUAUACAUUUCCAGUGUUCUGGCUAGACCCUCAAUAACAAAAUCUUCUGAUUGGCCAUCACAUUUUUAGGUCUGGAACGGAUUGGUUUAUUUCAUGCCCUUCUAUGAUUUCUGGGUUACUAAAAGGUUACUUUAAAUUACACUAACCCCUCCUCUCCACUAUUUAAUACAUAUUUGUUCUCCGAUAUUAGUAUAGACUUUAAAACAUGGGAAGCAUGCUAUGUCACAACAAAGCAAUGCGAAGAAACCAAUUUUCAAGAGUAGUUUUAUGAGGGUCUAGCUGUAAAGCCGGGGAUUUUUAUACCCCAGCAACUAGGGUGACUGCUGAUUGUCAUCAAUACAGUACUUAUGUCUAUACACAGCUUGUGGUAGAGACAGUUGUAAUACAAGCUGUGUAUUUUAUUUGACAAGAUGAACUGACUACAGACCAUGGCCGUAACUAGCUAUGAGAACAACAAGGUUGUGUCCUCGGUUUUCUUUGCAUCAUAAAUGCUGAUGCUCAUGUAUUGUUUGUACAAUUCUGGUAAAGUACAAAGACUCCUUAAUUUUCUCUGUUGGUUUGCCAUG